Ficedula albicollis (Collared flycatcher) is the source of this 5561-nucleotide messenger RNA. Its product is annotated as KIAA1143 ortholog. The transcript has 3 exons. Lineage: Eukaryota; Metazoa; Chordata; Aves; Passeriformes; Muscicapidae. The record is from RefSeq and is a predicted model, not a curated record. The coding region runs from base 34 to 513 and encodes 159 amino acids.
GCCGCGUCCCGCCAGGAAGCGCGCUCGGUGGCCAUGAGCAAGAGGAACCAGGUCUCCUACGUGCGGCCGGCCGAGCCCGCCUUCCUCAGCCGCUUCAAGCGGCAGGUCGGGUAUCGAGAGGGCCCCACGGUGGACACCAAGAGAGAGCAGCUUCCACUUGUGGAUGAUGACAGUGACAAUGGCAGUGACAAGGAAGAUGAGCAGCCUCAAGUGGUGACACUGAAGAAAGGGGACUUGACUGCGGAAGAAGCUAUGAAAAUUAAACAGCAAAUCAAAGAGGCCUUAAAGUCAAAAGAAUCAGAUGAUGAACCAGAACCUGCUGAUGGAAAAAUUAUGUUCAGGAAACCAGCCAAACGUUCAUCAGAGAAGUGUUUGGACUUCAAUGUAAGUUCAAGUAAGAAGAUGAAAGAAGCAAAGAAAACUAAGAGGGAAGCAACUACUUCUAAGAGUACAGCUAAGCAAGUAAAAAACAGCAGUCUUCUCUCAUUUGAUGAUGAGGAAAAUGAUGAUUAGGGGUUGUAUUUUUUUUAUUUUACUUGGCCUUCUAGAGACCUGAAUAACAUUGAGGGCUUUCAUAGAAAUUGAAGCAUGGUAUCUGAGUCUUCUCUUACUUUGUUAUAAUCCAAGUAGAGGAGUAUAGUAUGAAAUUAGCAAGAGCUAAGUCUUUGCAGUUACUUGGAGGUAUUUGUCAUGUCUUUAUUUUAAAAGAGAAUUUAACCAUGUAUGUAAAAGCUAUUUGAGGUCACAAAUGAAUAGCAAAACAUGCCUGUAUAUAUUCAGCUUACAAAUUUUCAAUCAAUUUUAAAAUGUCCUCCAUAACUAAAAUGUAUUUCCUCUAUAUUGAAUAGCCUUAGUUGACAGUUGUGUGAUUUUUAUGUUAUUAUUGACAUUCAAGAGAGACUCUCUUCAUUGCUGUGAAACAGAGACUGAAGUUUUCCGUCUUGGAGCUUAACAAAAGUUUGCACAACUUCUGCAUUUGUGAUUUGCAAGAUUAGCUCUUGCAGAGCCUUGCAGUAAGAGACUGCAGUUGCUAAAGUCAUGUAGUCUUGAUCCUGUCUUUGGUGAUUGCAGUCUAAGAAACAUCAAAUUAAUUUGAAUUGGUUGUGUUAGCAAGGUAUAAAGAUUUUGAUUUUGUUGAUGGUAUCAAAAUAAGCCUAAACUAUUGGAAAUUGUGCACUUUGGUUUUGACACUGAUGAGCUCAGUGGUUUUGUGGUGUUUUGGGGUUUUUUUAAAAGUAUAUUUGUUCCAGUUUGCUACUUAGAUGUUCAUAAUUAUUUGGGAUCUCAGGCAGCUUGUUUUAAAAAAUAUAUUUCAUCUUUAAGCUGUGGAAAAGCAUUAAUUUGGCUUUCUUCAAGUAGGGGGAAAGUUGUAAACAGGGAAUUUAAAUGAAGAAACACCAUAGUUAUGUGCGUCUUGGUUUGACAGUUUCUGGGGCAGACACUCCAGAAUGAGUUACUGCCCCUUUGAGUUUUAACUGAUCCCCUUUUACCAGUAAGCAGAGGUGAAAGCAAGAACUUACAAGUGAGAAAAUAAUAUUUUUCUGAAAAAAUGGAACAGCAACAGGCAGGAUAACAGUAAUCAUCACUAGAUACACAGUGCUGAAUCCCAGGGACUGCUCAGGAGGAAAGAAAACAAGAUGUCAGAGAAACUCCUGCCCAAAAAUACUGGCCUCCACAGAAGACUGCGUGGUUCAGGGGACAAAGACAAGCUGGUGGAGAAACCCCUUUCCCUGGCCAUGUGGUGGAGAGAGAGCAAAGGCAAAAAAAACACUACAGCAUCUGAAACUUUGUGAUUAUAUAAGUCACACUUUCCCAAACAACAACCAACAAGGUACAAGGACAAAACAAAAAGAAACCUGGACUCCGAAACCAGUCAAAUGCUGCUGAUCCAUUUGCUCCACAUCACCCAAUAGCAGCUCCAUCAACAGUGGCAGCUGGAACUGGGCAGUGGCUGGGACUCAUGGAGGAACUUGGCCUCCUCCUCAGCAGAAGAUGACAGGCAGAUGCCUGGGGCAGCCUGGGCUCCACGCCCUCCUGCUGCAGCUGAGCACUGAUGGGUGGCUGGAGUGACUGUAUGGAGCAGGGGCUGUUCUGUUUUGCCCAUUGUGGUGCCAUGGCUGGCUGUCCUGGGUGACAGCAAUGAAAAAGGAAGGAAGGAAAAAAGGUCUGAAAAGAAAGUCCUUCCUGGUCCAGAGACCAAAACAAAGGGGAGCUUCUGCCUCGUGUUGCCUCAGCUUCUCAGUAGCUAGCGGGAAUGAAGGAGAGGCGUGUGUGAAUGUUUUUCUAAUUUUAAAGGGAUCCUGGCAUCUCCUGCCUCCAUGAACCUGGGGCAAGACUCUCCAGUUCUGCUUCUGACCCCCCAGGUCUUAAAGGGAGAGUAACAAUCUCAGGCAAAUGGGCUUAGAAAGAACAUGAUAAUUUCAGCAUCUUUUCUGUAACAGGACAGAAGCAACACUGAGAGUUGAUGGGAUUUGGGAGAACAUGGUAGUGGAAAUGUGAUUUGUGACUUUGAAAUUAUUUGGAUGUAUGGUGUGUUCAGUAACAAUAGGAAACCAGUUCUGCUGCAUGACAGGACAUUUGAAAUUAUUUGGCCUGUAAAGCUUCAUCAAGGAGCAAAUUUCAAGUUGCUGUGUGAAACAGCUGGUUUUAGUCUGUUCAUCUGGUAGUAAAUGAUAAAUUAUGUUUUCUUUUAAGUGGUCCAAAGAUAUUUUAAUAAAAAUUACAGUACAUGAAACAAAUUUUUUUUUUUGCCUCCUGCUAUUGGAGCCUCCUGUACCUGCUGCCUGUCUCCCUACAUACCAGCUUCCUGCAGCAUAACAUCAGAUGCAAGUCUGCACACUGUUUCACACUGUUCGUAUGAGUACAUGUUACCCUGUUUUGAAAAUGAAUAGAUCUGUUGUCCUUUCAGAAAACUGAAACCAGACCUAUAAAUGAAUAUUAAAGUCCUGUUGCACUGGUUGUGAGAGGGGUGCUGUGUGACAACCUGAUUAUUCCCAUGAGGACACGCUACAUUUGUAAAUACAUAAUUUGUCUAUAUUCUCUAUAUAUAAAAAAAGAAAAAAUUCAAAGAUGUACAGAACCAAAUGUUCCCAGGGAUUAGUAUUUCAAUUUAUUUUGUAUACUUUGAACUUGUUAGAAUCCAUUAAAAAUAUAUACAAAUAUAUACCUACACACCCAUGAGUAAUCUCGUAGCAUUCCAGCAAACAAAAUAAAUAUUUGGGCAUAUGUCAACAAUGGAGUAAAUACUCUGACUUGCUGAGAUUCAUCUGAAAGAAUGAAUUAACCAUUGGCUGCUUACCUAAACUUUUCUGGUUCUGUUCAUCAGCAUAGAAAUAUAUUUGCUUACAUUUUUCUUGCACAACCUGGAAGUUCAUGACUUGAGCUGUGAGACAUUUUAGGAGACAGGGCUAUUGAGAUAAAUGCUUGCCAAGGCACAGAGAGCAUUUGGUUUUACCUUAAAAUUAGAGAAACCCUCACAAUAUGGAGUUGAUCUGGCCUGUUCAAAAUAAGAUUGAGAUUAAUUGCAUCUAAACAAAAGUUACCAUUUUUAGUGAAAGAAUUGGGGAACUGCCAGUAAAAGGAGGGUUACCUUAAAGUACUGAGUGCAAUAAUUCUGCUUAUUGAGUGCAGUACUUUUGCUUAAUCAUGCUUCUUGCUCUACAACCUCAUGACAGAUGUCUGGAGUGCAAAUAAAUUGAGUUUACUUGGAAAUAAUGAAUUAAAAGGCAUUUAAUUGUUGUUUAGGCAACACAGCAGGGGAAAGAAAGGUGGUUAUGGAAACUCUGUUUCUUUCCUUUAUUCCAACUGAUUUGUAGUGCUCUGACCAGGAGGAGACCUUUGUAUUCAUUGUAUUUCACUCCCAGUUCACCUAACAAUAACUAAUUGAAUAGAUUUAUUAAGAGAUGUGAGUGAUGCACAAAAGCAUUUUAAUCAGGUAGUCAUGUGAAAAUUCAGUGUUUUUACCAUGACACACCAGGAAAAUCACACACACUAUCAACUCCCCAUGAAACCUGUGAUUAAAGAAAACAAUUACUUGUUCAUUUAGGGGAGAAAUGUGAAACUCUUAAGCAAUCACCUGUCCUAGUGGGCCAUGGGAAAAUAAUAAUCGCAACUUACUUAUAAAGGGGAAACCAAAGUUAAGUACAUGGAAUAUAAGGCUAGAACAGGAAGGGAUGAUUUCCCUGCGUUUUCCUUCUCUUUUGCUCUUGUUUGCCCCCAUUCCCAGUCCUUUCCCCCUCCCGUAGUAGAGAAAUGUAUAUGCAUUUAUUUUCUCAUGGAGUUUGCCCAGUUAAAUGUGAGAGCAGUGCUGGAGAAGCAAGGUGAGAGUAGCUGAGGUUUGUUACCCAAUACAGGAAUCUUGGUCAGAUAUGGCUUGUUACCUCAUAUGGGAAUCUUGUACAGUUUCUAUUAAUAAAAUACUUGAGAUUUCCCAGUUCAUUAAGACUAAAACAUUCAUUGAUGCUGUUAGCUGAGCAGUGAGGUGCAACAAAUCUGGGGAACUGAAAUAGCAUUACAGCAACAGAUGUUUGAGGCUUUUUACGCUGUAAAGAUGCUUGGAUGUCAAUAGGAGAGGUGAGAUGCUCUAUCACCUUAAUUUCUUAUGAAGAACCAGGAUCUUUCUCUAAAUGAAAGGAAUCAAGGUGAAUCUUCAAGAAUGCUGCAUUCUUGAUAGACAGAAUGCACAUGUGGGCAGGUGGCCCAGGAGUUCCUACCUUUGGUUGUAUUUCUGAGAUAAAAGCAAGUUUGUUGUACUGCAAAAGUUCAUGUAAUUGGCCUAAAGAGGAAGGGAUGAAUCCGAAUUCUAUUCUGAUAGGUUUUUUGUCCAGCACUUUUCCUAGAAGUAUCAUUUGGAGGUUCAAAGGCUGUGUUUUGCAGGCACUGAGUGCAAGAAGCCUAUACUUAGCAGUUUUAAUUGCACAUUUUUUAAGUUUCAUCACAGAACUUCAUGUCUUUUUUUGCAGUGCUUCAAUAUAAUCCUGUUAGGAAGCUGCAGAUUUAAAAUGAAGCAGGAAGCAGCAAUGCCAUUGUUUCAGCUGAUUGUUUCCCUUAUGCUGUAGUGUAUUAACUAAGUAAUGCUCCACUUGGCUGUGCAGAGCCAACUGCAUUCUCAAGGACAUCAGGCUUGCCAGCAGAUGAAUCAUUACCCUUUGUGCAGCACAAGAGGUAUGAUGUGCAGCCUCAGCAAGUGUUUGUCCAUUGAAGUUGGUUAAUAACCUAUAGGCCUCUCCUGUGGCAAGAUGCCAUAAAUCAAUCCUUUGUGCAUUCAGUAAACAGAAAGGCCGGUGUAUCAGCUGUCUCUUCAGUAUCAUCCCUUUAUUCCCAUUCCUAGAGCAAAGUGCUAAUCUCCAAAAACAUUUUUCAUGUUGUAGACCUUCCCUUCGACCACACUUCCUUGAGAGCAUUUCACAGGCAGCAGUCACAAAGAUAGCAUUAAAACCAGGGGAGACACACCAUAUGGUUAUAUAUGACUGCAACCUCCUGUAGACUUCCUCAAUAUCUUGAGGACCUAUAAAAUCUCAGAGCCAGCCUCUGGGAAGUAACUUCCUCCUGGGGAAAAUGAA